Leptosia nina is the source of this 3336-nucleotide messenger RNA. The record is from the annotation of a GenBank genome assembly. NCBI's taxonomy places the organism in Eukaryota, Metazoa, Arthropoda, Insecta, Lepidoptera, Pieridae.
AUGGAAUAUAUGGCUCUUAGACAAAACCGCUUAAUUGUUAAUCGUCCCUAUAAAGAUAUACGAAAUUCCGAGGCGGAUAAAAAGUUCACACAGAGACGUCGGAGAUUAGGGUCUAGCGGCGGGAAGCCUCACGCGGAGUGGACCGAGUUAUUAAAGAUGGGUUGCAAAUUGACAUUCGUCGACGACGUUCUGAAUCGAUCGUUCUACAAACUCGGGUUAGUGGUCGGGAGGCAACCCGGGUACUUCGUAAUCAUCCCUGUCCUCCUCACCCUGUUGAUGAUCACUGGCUACCAGCGAGUCUACUACGAGAUGGAUCCCGAGUACCUCUUCUCGCCGGUCAGCGGUCAGGGCAAGCUGGAAAGACGAAUAGUCGAGGAACACUUCAAAGUUAACUAUUCGCAUCGUUUCAAUGUUGGGAGGAUCACACGAGCGGGUAGAUUCGGUCGCGUGAUAGUCGUAGCCAAGGACGGCGACAGGAAUAUGCUGCGCACUGAAGUAUGGAAGGAGUUAAGGGAGCUCGAUGAGCUAGUCCAAAAUAUAACGGUCAGCACGCCGACCGGAGUAUCGUUCACGUACAGGGAGGAGUGCGCACGGUGGGAGGGACAAUGCUUCGUCAACGAUAUACUCAACUUGGACAAAAUUAUAGGCGAGGUGGAACGUGGCGAAUUGAAUCUUACGUUUCCGAUAAUGUUCAACCCCGUGACUUGGGAGGCUCACGCUUUUCCCGUUUACUUCGGCGGGGCUAAAGUUGUGGACGACACGAUCGUGUCUGUGCCCGCCGUGCAGCUCGUCUGGUUCGUGAGAACGGACACUAAACUGCAAGAACAACGAGGUGCAGAUUGGGAAGACGCGUUCUUGGACGCCGUCGGCGUAGCAGAGGACACGGGAAGAUUCAAACACAUCUCCGUCGCGAGAUUCGCGUCGCGAACGCUAGAUCACGAACUCGAGAAGAAUACGAGAACUGUUAUACCUUACUUUAGUUCGACGUUCAUUUUAAUGGGUAUCUUCUCCAUCGUGACCUGCAUGAUGGGCGACUGGGUGCGGUCCAAACCCUGGCUGGGCUUGCUCGGAAAUAUUUCGGCCGUAAUGGCGACGGCUGCGGCUUUCGGCUGCGCUAUUUACCUGGGGAUAUCUUUUAUCGGUAUAAACUUAGCAGCGCCCUUCUUGAUGAUAGGUAUCGGCAUCGACGACACAUUCGUCAUGCUGGCGGCGUGGCGGCGCACAUCGCCCCAACUGCCCGUGCCCGAGCGCAUGGCGAUCAUGCUCUCGGAAGCCGCCGUGUCUAUAACGAUCACGUCGGUUACGGAUAUGCUGUCGUUCUUCAUCGGGAUAUUCUCUCCAUUUCCCUCGGUUCAGAUAUUCUGCAUGUAUUCAGGUCUAGCAGUAUGCUUCACUUUUGUGUGGCACUUGACCUUCUUUGCUGGAUGCGUCGCUGUAUCUGGAUACAGGGAGAAGCAGAAUCGACACACGUUCACGUGGCUCAAAGUUUUACCUGAGUCGAGAGCGCGCAAAGAAAAACGUUCGUGGUUAUAUCGCAUUUUCUGCAGCGGUGGUGUCGACCCGGCCGACCCCACGAAUCCCGUGGACAACAAAGAACACUGCAUUAUGUCAUUCUUCAAAAUGACCAUGGCGGACAUCCUCAACAAUAACUUCAUGAAGGCCUUCGUGAUCGUUGUAUUUUUGGCUUACUUAGCCGGAGCCGGCUACGGCGUUACUAAUCUUAAAGAAGGCUUGGAGCGGCGAAAAUUGUCCAAAAACGAUUCGUACUCGGUUGAAUUCUUCGACCGCGAGGACCUUUACUACAGAGAAUUUCCGUACAGGAUACAAGUCAUCAUAAGUGGUGAGUACAAUUACUCCGAUCCAAAAAUCCAAGAUGAGGUGGAAACACUAACGAAGAGCCUAGAAAAUACUUCGUACAUUUCCAACUCUCUGUACACCGAGUCGUGGUUGAGAACAUUUGUGGAGUACGUCGAAAGGAAUAAUGACUACUUGAACAUUUCUAUCGACACAGAGGAAGAUUUCAUAAAAAAUCUAAAAGAGCUUUGGUUGUUCCCGGCGAACCCGUUCUCUUUGGAUGUCAAGUUCGACGAAACCGGUGAAACAAUAAUUGCGUCCCGAUUCUUGGUCCAGGCGAUAAACAUAAGUGGAACGAACCAUGAAAAGGAAAUGGUCAAAGCGCUCAGAGAGGUCGUGGCGCAAUCUCCUCUUAACGUUUCCGUUUUCCAUCCGUACUUCGUAUUCUUCGAUCAGUUCGAGCUCGUUCGACCGACGUCCAUACAGAACCUCUGCUACGGUGCACUCAUGAUGAUGAUAACGUCCUUCAUAUUCAUUCCUAACAUUUUGUGCUCCCUGUGGGUAGCUUUCAGCAUAAUAUCGAUAGAAGUGGGCGUAGUUGGCUAUAUGGCUUUGUGGGACAUUAACCUGGAUUCGGUUUCCAUGAUAAACCUCAUAAUGUGCAUCGGAUUCUCCGUAGAUUUUACGGCCCAUAUCUGUUACGCGUACAUGUCAUCGAAAGCUAGAUCCCCUAAAGAGAGGGUGAGCGAAUGUUUAUACUCUUUGGGACUGCCUAUAGUGCAAGGAUCCUUCAGUACCAUUCUUGGAGUCGUCGCACUGCUACUAGCGGAUAGCUAUAUAUUCUCGGUCUUCUUCAAAAUGGUCUUCAUGGUAAUAUUCUUUGGGGCGAUGCACGGCCUGUUCCUCUUGCCCGUGCUGUUGUCUCUAUUCGGGCCCGGCUCGUGUACGAAACAUGACGACGAUAUAAAGUUAACAAAAAUUGAAAAAUGUUACCCCAACCCGUAUUGCCUACCGCACCCUCGAUUGAUGCUCAACGACCAGAUCUACAACGGCAAGAGCGGAAGCCCCAACGGUAUCUACAAAAUUUACAGCGAAGACAAAGACCUGGGCAUAGGCACGUCCGGAGAAGACACGAGUGAGAGCAGUUCGAAUCAAUCGCAGCGACGGCAAAUAGCGAACGAGGGCGGCAAAAGGAGGAAGUACGACGACAGCUGGAAGAGGUUCAACUACGGGCAGAGCACGAGUCAGUUCCAGCCGUCCGGCGAGCUCGACAUCUACGGGAACGACAGCGACAGAGCUUGGCAGCUGCAGAGGUACGAGGCGAAUCGACUAGCCUUCGACAGUUACGGGCGAACGCCAGGACUCGGCGACGAGCUUAAGCCGCGCAAGUCGAGCGACACGAGUCCGAGACGAGAGGAGCCGUACACAGUGACCCGGACUCAUUCCCACCACAACCUGCACAGACCGCGCGCUCCGCGGCGCUCCAAUUCGCAUCAGAAUCUAGAGAAUCAUAAUUACAUAUCAGAGUUGCGAUUCCCCUGA